AUGGAGUUACAUUUUGCGACCGUCUGCUUUCCGAUGGGCUCCCUUAUCGGAUCCCUACUACGCUAUCGGCAUCUUGUUGGUAGCUUGGUAUAUCUUGUUGUUACACGCUCCCGACAUUUCUCAUGCUGUGCACAUUCUCGUCCGGUGUUUGUUGCGGCUCUCACCUCGUCUCAUUAUGGACAUCUUCUUCGAUCUUCACGAUAUCUUCGUAGCAGCAUGCCUCGUGGUUUGUUCUAUUCACACCAGCCCUCUCUUGACCCACAGCCUGAUCUCGAUGCUACUUGGGCCAGCCCCAUGAUGAUCGGGUCUUUGUCAUCAGCUCAUUACAAGAGGUGCUUUUGGAUUCGCUCGAUUCCUGAGGAUUUUGGUGUACCGAUCCAUUCUCCUAUUCCUAUUUUACUGCGCGAUGCGACGGAGCCCUUCAGAUUACGCUACGAUCCGGUCAAGCAUGAGUCGACCAAACACAUUGGUGUGGAUGCCCACUUCACUGCGUUGUCAUGUCCGAGCUCAUACGCUGUCCCUCCAUUAUCUUCCCACGAGGUUCUAGCCAUGUGGGAACAUUGA
Dioscorea cayenensis subsp. rotundata (Guinea yam) is the source of this 564-nucleotide messenger RNA. RefSeq lists its product as uncharacterized. The transcript is spliced from 3 exons. NCBI's taxonomy places the organism in Eukaryota, Viridiplantae, Streptophyta, Magnoliopsida, Dioscoreales, Dioscoreaceae. The coding region runs from base 1 to 564 and encodes 187 amino acids. The record is from RefSeq and is a predicted model, not a curated record.